Solanum lycopersicum (tomato) is the source of this 768-nucleotide messenger RNA. RefSeq lists its product as uncharacterized. NCBI's taxonomy places the organism in Eukaryota, Viridiplantae, Streptophyta, Magnoliopsida, Solanales, Solanaceae. The record is from RefSeq and is a predicted model, not a curated record.
AAAUAAUAAGAAAGAAGCGAGUACACUCUCAGUAAAGCUCGAAGCCAUCAAUGGAGAAAAACUCUUCAGUCGGUGCGAAGCCAUGGAGUCAUCAUCCUCUUCACCACCACCAUCAUCACUUUCAGAUAGUACAUAAUUGUCCAUUACAUAGCUACAUGUUGCAGCGCAACAAACACGUACCGCCAUGCCCACUUUUUACUCCUUUUCCAUUGCCGCAAAACCCUGAACAAAUUACUCCGUCUUUACAGCCAGAAGUUAUGAAUAUGCAGAUUUCUGAGCCUAAUGUCAGUUUUAACGAUUCAGGAAUGAUGCAAAAUGAAGGUGAGAACUUUGAAUAUGAAGGUGAAAACUUUGAAUAUGAAGAUGAAGAAGAGGAGCCUAUUUUUGUCCUUACAGAUGAAUGGAGAGAUUUCUUUGCCAAAUCUGAAGCUAAAAGGAGACAAGCGAAAAAACAUGCUAAGAAGAAAGGGAAAAGUAAGAUCACAAAUGGGAACACAGCAGCAUUGGAGGAGUGACGAAUGAAACUGCUAUAUGUCCAGAAGAUAGGACCAGGAUAAACCCCUUUAGAUAGUUGUAACAAAAGGUCAAAUAUCUUGAUUCUAUAGCUCAAGAAAUGUGUCUUCGCUUGAGAAGAUGUUUUAACUAUUGAGUAUCACCUGGAGAAGGACUAUGAGCUGAUGUAAUAUGCAUUUUUCAAAUGUUAUCAUCAUUCUUAUCAUUUAUCAUCUACGCCUUAUAAUGAAUAUUUUCGUGACAUCCUUGUUGAAG